AAAUGCCUGCCACUGGUAACGAUGCUGCUGCCAUGGACAGCAUUUCCAGGGCUCCAGCUAUCCACCCAGCGGCUCUUAACCCGGCUGUAGGUUCCACCAGUCACGCAGAAGAGCCGGAGGAAGCAGCGGAAAGCCUGGCGACCGCCCCAAAGAAGUCCACCGUCGGUAGUGAAGGUGGUGUGGAAACAGCAGAGGAAGCUGUAGAGCCUGCAGAGCCUGAUAUCAAUGAGCUGUGCAGUGAUAUGUUUGAAAAGAUGGCUGUCUUCCUGCAAGGAGAACUCACAGCCACCUGUGAGGAUUAUCGUUUAUUGGAGAACAUGAACAAGCUAACCAGUCUGAAGUACAUGGAAAUGAAAGAUAUCAGCAUCAAUAUUAGUCGUAACCUGCAGGAUCUUAACAACAAGUAUGCUAGCCUACAGCCCUACUUGGACCAGAUAAAUCAGAUUGAGGAGCAAGUGUCUGCUCUUGAACAAGCUGCUUACAAACUGGAUGCAUACUCAAAGAAAUUGGAGGCCAGAUUCAAAAAGCUGGAGAAGCGAUGAUGAAAAAUAAAGCAGGCUGAGAGUUAUGCUGCCUUCUCACCUUUUUGCAUCCUGCAUUGCCCUCUUCUUUCCCUGCCAAUGAAUCAGGAGCUGCAGGGAGGAUGUGAACUGAGAUUGAAACAACAAACAGUCAGAGCCACAUCGACACCUUAGAAAGUGCCAAUGAAGCAACAGCCAAAGGCACAUGAACUCGUACUGCGGUACUUGGCUUUGAUUUAUCACAGCCAUUGUGAAUAAGAGCAUACAGUGAAUACCCAUCAUUUGACAGAAACACUUUAUGUAGAAUAAAUCUACCUAAUUACCACCUUAUCCAAAGUUAAUUGUGAAGUCAGAAUAUAAUUAUGUACUAUUAAAUAAAAAUUAUAGUAGAUUGGCAGGUACUUGCACAAGUGAAAUAUAUAUAAUGACGUUUUUUGUCAUAUGUAGACAAUUUACAUGAUGAAGCAUGGUGUCUUUAAUAAUGUCCCAGCCCAUUUAGUGUGACUAUUUCAGGCAACUGAUGUCUUGACAGAUGGAACCAUUUAGUAGACUGACAUGCAAAUUGGGAUUAUUUCUAGUUAGACAUUUAUUUGUCAGGGCAAUGUGAACAGUGCCACAAACUGGUUAACUUAGAGACUUUGCUGUUAUAAAAGGAAACUGUAAAUUACUAA
This is a messenger RNA of Monopterus albus (swamp eel), 1192 nucleotides long. It is a transcript of the gene bloc1s2, whose product is annotated as biogenesis of lysosomal organelles complex-1, subunit 2. The record is from RefSeq and is a predicted model, not a curated record. Gene Ontology annotation, biological process: endosomal transport; lysosome localization. Bases 3 to 542 code for a protein of 179 amino acids. Gene Ontology annotation, cellular component: BLOC-1 complex; gamma-tubulin complex; BORC complex. Gene Ontology annotation, molecular function: gamma-tubulin binding. The transcript is spliced from 5 exons. Lineage: Eukaryota; Metazoa; Chordata; Actinopteri; Synbranchiformes; Synbranchidae.